AUGUCAGGACUCCUUAAUUCAGGAUUGAAUGGAUCAAAUGCAAAUAUUACAGAUCCUAGUAGAGCUUUUCCCUCCCAGUCUGGUUCUACUAGUGCUGUUGUGAAUCAUUCUGGAAACAUACAAGGUUUACAUGGGAUCCACGGGAAUUUCAACAUCUCUAAUAUGCCGGGUAGUUACUCAUCUAGAAAUUCUACAUUGAUUACUGGAGCACCUGGUGGCGUUCAACAAGGAACUGGAGGAAUGUCAAGUGGGCGAUUUGGAAUGACUAAUCUUUCAGCCUUUUCUCAGCUAUCUCUAGCUGGUUCUCAUGGACAUUCAGCAGUGACAGAUAAUGGAGGUUCAGGUGCACUACCAAAUAUUGGAAGUUCUGGACGCAUUGGAAACCCAAUGGCUAAUUAUGUAAGUGGCGGGAGUGUUGCAAGGGGUUUAGGCUCUGCUGGAGGAUCAAACUUGUCUGGGGUUGCUUCUCGCUUAAAUAUGGCAGAUCCACAGGUAGUUUCCAUGCUCAGCGGUUCUUAUUCUGGUUCCGGCGUGCCUAUGUCUCAUAACCAGUUCCAAGGCGGAAGUGGUCCUUACACUUCUUUGCUGUUGAACGACUUGAAUUCUCAUGAGGAUACUGCUUUUGAUGUUAACGACUUUCCUCAGCUUGGUGGACGUACUGCUUCUACUGGUGGUUCUCAGGGUCAAAUGGGUUUCUUGCGGAAGCAAAAUGUAGGGUUCAAUCAACAAAAUCAAGAGUUCAGUAUUCAUAAUGAAGAUUUUCCUGCUUUGCCAGGGUUUAAAGGUGUCAAUGUAGAUUUUCCUAUGAACAGUCACCCGAAAGAACAACUCCACAACAUGUCACCUAUGAUGCAUCCUCAGAACAUGCCUUUGGGAAGGUCGUCUGGUUUGAACUUUGGAGGAGCAAGCUCAUCACAGUAUCAGCAAGCCCAACAGCAUGCUUCAUCAUCAAGUGGCUCUGGGCUUUCCUUUUUACCUACAAAUUAUCAAAGUUAUCAAGACCUCCACUUUCAUGAUCAUGAGGCACGUAACAUUGGGCCACCAGUCUCUGGCUCUGGAAAUAAUAGUUUGCCGAACACAAUGUCUGGUAUGGGUCCCUAUGAACAACUUCCACAGCAAUAUCAACAGUUCCAGAAGCAGUCCUAUUUCCGCUUGGCUACGCCAUUUAGAGAUCAAGAUUUCAAACCUCAUCAGGCAACACAAGCUCCUGCUGACAAUAAAUAUGGAAUGCUCGGUUUGUUGAGCAUCAUGAAAGGAAAUAAUCCAGCCAUGUCAUCACUUGCUCGGGGUAUUGAUCUAACCACACUGGGUUUAAAUUUGAACUCGCCAGAGAGUGUCUACAAAAAGUUUGGAUCUCCAUGGUCUGAUGAACCUCUCAAAGGAGAGCCUGAGUAUCAAAUCCCAGAGUGCUAUUAUGCUAAGCUUCCCCCUGAAUUGAAAUCUAGUUAUUUCUCAAAGUUCAGGGCAGAAACAUUGUUUUAUAUAUUCUACAGCAUGCCCAAAGAUGAAGCCCAACUUUAUGCAGCUAAUGAACUAUAUAACAGAGGCUGGUUCUACCAUAAAGAGAUUCGACUGUGGUUUGCGAGGAUGAUGAAUGUGGAUCCUCCUAUCAAGACACCAGCUUACGAGAAAGGGUCAUAUGCAUGUUUUGAUCCCAAUACCUUUGAGACCGUGAGAAAGGAUAACUUUGUUUUGCAGUAUGACAUGAUUGAGAGAAAGCCCUCGAUCAACCAACUGUAG
Molecule: messenger RNA, 1740 nt
Organism: Oldenlandia corymbosa var. corymbosa
Lineage: Eukaryota; Viridiplantae; Streptophyta; Magnoliopsida; Gentianales; Rubiaceae
Source: the annotation of a GenBank genome assembly